AUGGCGCCCUCCUCUAAAAAUACCGGAUUCUCGGCGAAGCCGCGCCUAUCCGCCUCUCAGAUCUCCCUGAAGCGCCUGAAAGGGGAGGACUUUGAACGCAAUGCGAAGCAGGUCUCGCGCUUCAAGAUGCUGAACGGCGGCAAGCCCUUUCGCGACGAGGACGGCAAGGUCACUGAGGCGGCGGCGUUGGAGAAGGGGGCGGAAGACACGAAGCCGGGGAGGGUGCAGCGCGACGGGUGGUGGUUUGGUGAGUGGUCUCUUCGACCUGAACUGCGUGCAGGGAAUACCUGGGUGAUCUCCCAGACUGCUUUCGAUCACUGCAGAACGAGCCCUACGACGAAGAAGGAUGAUCCCUACUCUGUGCUGUUGCGGAGGAACAAACUCCCCGUGGCGCUUCUCGACGAUGCGGCCAACCCCAAUACUCGCAAGCUGUGCCUACUUCCCCCAUACUACGAGUCCUCACUAAAUCCAUCUCAGCGCUCUGUUAUUGUCGAGACCAAGCCUUUCUCCAAUACGUUUGGUCCCAAGGCGCAGCGGAAGCGGCCCCGCGUCGAGGUUGGGUCUUUCGCCGAGCUCGCAGACGCCGCCAACGAGGCCGCCGCGAAGCCUGAGGAGGGAGAUUUGACUGCCCCCGUCAAAGUCCUCGAGCCGCAGACCCACGCCGACUUCCAUGAGCCCAUCUACGCGAAGGGGACGUCCCGCCGCAUCUACGGCGAGCUGUACAAGGUCAUCGAUUUCUCGGACGUCAUUCUUCACGUCCUCGACGCUCGCGACUGGUUCAUCAAGAAGGAGAAGGCGCACAAGCAGGUCGUUCUCGUCAUCAACAAGUGCGACUUGGUCCCGAACUGGGUCACUGCCCGCUACAUCCAGCACCUCACCCCUCGCUACCCUACUAUCGCAUUUCACGCCUCCCCCAACCACUCCUUCGGCAAGGGCUCGCUCAUUCAGCUCCCCCGCCAGUUCUCCCAGCUGCACUCGGACAAGAAGCAAAUCUCCGUCGGGUUCGUCGGCUAA
Schizophyllum commune H4-8 is the source of this 1014-nucleotide messenger RNA. RefSeq names its product NGP1NT-domain-containing protein. Gene Ontology annotation, cellular component: nucleolus. NCBI's taxonomy places the organism in Eukaryota, Fungi, Basidiomycota, Agaricomycetes, Agaricales, Schizophyllaceae. The record is from RefSeq and is a predicted model, not a curated record. Bases 1 to 1014 code for a protein of 337 amino acids. The transcript is spliced from 3 exons.